UCCAAAUACUGUUGAUUCAUCUACUCAAAUUGUACAUUAUGCGUCACAUUUGUGUAUAGCAUUUUGAUCCAUAACAAAAACAAUCUUGUUGUUAUACUCGCAACUUAUUCAUAAGUUGAAGAAAUCAAAUUUCUCUAUAACAAAAGUUUUAGUCGUUAUGCGCGUGGUUUGAAUUAUAUUGACGAGUUCAUUGUGAAAAUUAUUGUAUUCUCGUWCUACCAGCCUGAUACAGGCAUAGAUCUAUUACUUUUCGUCAUGAAGGGCCACCGUUCGUGACACUUGGGAAACUUCGGUGCUGCUUGGUACCUCAGAUCAUCACCGCCUUAGACAUCGAUAUAAUAUUAUGUCGCCGGGGACAUAUCUAAGGUCUAAACACGUUGUUGGCGACUAUUUACAGACAUCUUCCAUACCGUGGUGUGGUAAUGCGGAAGCCGGUCAUAUACGUGCCAACACAAUCGGCGUGUACCACGUGAGUUUGAAGCAACAACAACAGCCACCGAAAAACGAACAUUGCUCAAGUGCAAUGUUUGUCAGCAGACGUUCUAAAUUUGGUCAUAAAUUGAAGAAUUUAUCAUUGAAUCAAUUUGUAUUCUUAAUCACCAUCUUGCAGGUGCACGAGGUUCUCUCCGAGACAGAUUUGUUGGGAAUCACWACCAUAAACAAAAUUACGCCCUUAAACARAACUACGUGCAAGGAACGAUGGACGUGUUCGUCGUGUACAGAAGUAACGAUGCCGGCGUGCAGSUGGUCCGUCGCCGAGCAGAUGUGCGUGGACAAUACGAAGGUGGCAGAGCAGAGCUGGAUGGUGGUCACCAACGGAUCUUCCUGUCCAAAGUUUUCGGUCGAAAAUAGCGUCAGCGCUGCAGUGGGUGACAACAAGACGGUGACGGUGACGGUUAAGGUUAAUGACGCGGACAUGGGAGGUGGUUUGGUCCGUUUGUUGGCCAACAGCAGCGUCGAGUGUCGGCUGGGCAACAAUAACUAUACGGCCAAGGUGGGCGGCGAUCGAAUCUUCUGUUCCGGUGUAUCGACACGAAUACCGCAGUACAAUACCAGGUGCCAACAGUUGAUACCGCACACUAAUUAUUUAUUGAUCGUGUUCGAUGACAAGUUAUUGCGAUUYGACAAUGUAAGCGACCACUACGUGACCAYGUACCCGUGGGCUACCGAUUAUUCAAAAAUAGACUGUCCUCAUUGUCAUUGGAACAAUGGCACGCACAGGUUUUAUUGUAGYUGGUGUUUGGUAAACAACUCCGAAUCCAARGACAUUAUACCGUACCAGUACUGUGACGUACGGAAUAUUUCAAAUCUCAUUCAUUUGAGUACCAGCACCAUGCRAGACUAUGAAAUGUGUUCCGGCAAAGGUCCAAUCGUAUUUAAUAAUUCUGUAACGCCGAAAAUUAUACUCCAAUCAGACCAGCUUGCCGAUUUCGGUAGCCAAUCGGGCAACAACAGUUUUCUGGUCGAACCGACGGUGGACGACGGUCAAGUGUUCGGCGGUAUAGUGUCUGGUGGCACCAAGUUCCGGGUGAAGGGUCAACAUUUUUGUGGCUUGAAAAAUGUGACGUGUUGCGUCAGAAAUAAAAAUUCGUGCAGUGGUUGUGAUGUACAUAACGACACGCUCAUGGUUUGCCGGUCUCCUAAGCUCAAUAUCGAUUCGCUAGUUGCAGCUAACAUCGAACCACUCAGAUUUUACUUUAUCAACUCUACCGGAAAAAACGACAAGUUAAAAUUACAGGUUAUCGGUUAUCAUCGUUAUCAGGAUCCGAGUUUCACGGACUUUGUGUUUGACGGGUGCUGCAACGUUACCGUAAAUGGUCUAUACCCGAACCCAGGUUUCGCCGCUGAGGACGCUUCCAUUGUAUUGGUGACUGAAAACUCAUUMUCUUGCAGUUGUCAGAUCAUUUCGAUGGACAACACGCAGAUCAUUUGUAAGGUGUCGCAAUCACCCCAGUUAGGCCUACUUCCGAAACAGGUCAAUGUCACGAUAGGUGACAAUAGGAUCGCCGUAAUGCCAUCGAAACAACAAUUCAGUCGUUUCAAAAGUUCAUUUGCCAGAAAUUUAUUGCCAGGUGUGGUCACUAUAAGCGCUUACGUUGCUUUCAUUGCAGUUCUAUGUGUUGCGCUCAUAUUCUUUAAGUCCUCGAAGGACUAUGACCUAUUGUAUUUAUAUGGUCGCCAGCAGCUCGCAGAAAUGCGACCGUUGGACGAACGAAAUCCAAACGACUACGAUGACAACGAYAAACCUGAAAAUAUGUUGUUGGUACGUGACGAUCAUCAUUAGUUUCAUAUACCUACGGAUAUAUAGGUGCGACCUUUAAUUUAUUAACUAUAAUAUUGUAUAUAAUUUUAUUAUAUUCCGUAUCUGAGAAUUUUUUUAUAUCUUGUUCUUUGAUAAAUCUAUGUCUAUACAAA
Diuraphis noxia (Russian wheat aphid) is the source of this 2415-nucleotide messenger RNA. RefSeq lists its product as uncharacterized. NCBI's taxonomy places the organism in Eukaryota, Metazoa, Arthropoda, Insecta, Hemiptera, Aphididae. The record is from RefSeq and is a predicted model, not a curated record.